UCUUAAAAAUAUAAUCAUAAUUUUCAGUCAAAAGAUGGUGCAGAAAGUGUGGGGACACUAAUUUGUCUUCUUUCCCCUUUUUGUCUAUUUGGAAAUAGACAAGAUUCAUCACACAACACUCACAUCACUGUAAUAAUAAUUUCAGAGAGACAGUGUCACCCAUACAUACAAGCCUACAAGGGAAGAAGAAGCAAAAGACCCUUUAAUUGGAUGAACAUAAAUGGAGUAUGAAAGAAUUGACAAGAAAAAUCUACAGCUGUCUCCUAGGAAGCUAAGGUCUUUGUUACUGGGAGCAGAAAAGAAGAGAAAACAAGAAGGAAGAGAAGAAGUAAUAGAAGAUCAAGAGUUUGAAUCUGCUACAUUGUCCUUGAGAUCCCAUUUGCCUGAGAUCCAUGAUUCUGGUUGUAAUUUGGAGAAUUGCAAAGAUGUAAAUGUUGUAAGUGUUGUUCCUGAGAGUUCAACAUCCUUAGCAAUUGAUUCGUCAAUGUCCUUGGAGAUGAUUAACGACAUGAGAAUCAAAGAUCAAUCGUUGGUCAGUACAAGAAUUAUGUCUCAAGAUGAGAGUAUUUUCGACUGUGAUAGUGGAAUCGAUAGUAUUAGUACUAUAUCUCCGCUCUUCGAAUUUCAAAAGGCUGAGCGAGUCCCACAGAGGGUUCCCCUAGCUCCUUUCUCGAAACCUGCCCCUUCCAAAUGGGAUGAUGCGCAGAAAUGGAUAGCAAGCCCAACAUCUAACAGGCCAAGGACCGGGCAGAACAGUCAAGUUGUUGGAUCACGCAAAACUAGGCAACAAUAUACGAAAGUUGUAGUUGAGGUUCCUGAUCAAAGAUUGGUUCCUUAUGAGGACCCUAUUGAUACAAAGCAGAUAGACUCAGGCCAACCGAAGGACAGUGGAGUCCAGAAGUUUGUGAGUUGGGAGGCUGACCCACACCCAAUUGCUGAAUCAUACGUGAAGCCGGUGCUCAUGAUUGAAAAUUCUGUCGGACAAUCAGCAAUAAAUCUGAGCCGUCAUGAUUCGUCUGUUUCUAUACAUAGUUCAACUGUCAUCCCCCCACCAUCGACUGCUAGGUCAGUUUCAAUGAGAGACAUGGGCACAGAAAUGACUCCAAUUGCAAGCCAGGAACCUUCUAGAACAGGGACACCUGUGAGAGCAACAACACCAACUCGCAGCCCGACUUCUUCUCGGCCAUCAACUCCAGGAGCUGCACCAGCUUCCUCUCCUUUUCGUUCUUCAAAUGAUAAUAUGGAUACUCGCACAAAUGAGUUGUUGUCUGACCAGGAAUUACAGAUGAAAACUCGAAGAGAAAUCAUGCAACUAGGAACUAAACUUGGUAAGAUGAAUAUAGCUGCCUGGGCUAGCAAAGAUGGUGAGGAUAGAAAUGCAUCCAGCUUUCCAAAAACCAAUAAGCAAGGGCAACAAAGUGCAACUGUCACUGAGGCACGUGCAGCUGCUUGGGAGGAGGCAGAGAAAGCGAAGUACAUGGCCAGGUUUAAACGAGAAGAGAUCAAGAUAGAAGCCUGGGAAAAUCAUCAACAAGCAAAGACGGAAGCCGAGAUGAGGAAAAUUGAGGUGGAGGUGGAAAAGAUGAAGGCACGAGCGCAAGACAAGCUAAUGAACAAGCUAGCUGCUGUGAGGCACAAAGCCGAAGAGAAACUGGCAGCAGCAGAAGCCAGGAGGAACAAACGUGCUGCAAAAAUAGACAAACAAGCAGAAUAUAUUCGUAAAACUGGACGUUUACCCCGCUCAUUCUCCUGUUGCCGCUGGUGCUUCUGAAGAGCUACAAAAUACUAUAAAAUGCUCUGUAUAUUUUUGUUUUUUGACUAGCUAGUAUUGUGAAGUUGGACUCUAGCAUUUGUGUAUGCUUUGAGCUCUUUGUCCAAACUCAACUGGUUGGCCACAUUACAUGUAGUUGUUGCUUAAUGGAAGUUGAAGUUGAGGCAUUGUUAUGGCCAA
Lycium barbarum (goji berry) is the source of this 1951-nucleotide messenger RNA. RefSeq lists its product as uncharacterized. The coding region runs from base 221 to 1771 and encodes 516 amino acids. The transcript is spliced from 6 exons. The record is from RefSeq and is a predicted model, not a curated record. NCBI's taxonomy places the organism in Eukaryota, Viridiplantae, Streptophyta, Magnoliopsida, Solanales, Solanaceae.